Molecule: messenger RNA, 2380 nt
Organism: Rhodofomes roseus
Lineage: Eukaryota; Fungi; Basidiomycota; Agaricomycetes; Polyporales; Fomitopsidaceae
Exons: 2
Coding region: 65-2110 (681 amino acids)
Source: RefSeq, a predicted model, not a curated record
AAGGCUCCUGCCUGAUCAAUGUCUGGUCCUGCCCUCGUCCUCCUCCUCGUCCUCCGAACCUGCCAUGUUUCAGACCAUCUCCUCCUUCCUACCAUCUACCCUCCAGCUCAGUAAUGACAAGGCCGCACAGGUCACGGCGGACGCCGCGAAACCCCAGGAGGCCCCACAGUCCGAGCCCACUACAGCCAUGCAGCGCGCCGCGGAGGAGCAGGCAGUGAAGAGGCAGAAGGAGCGCAAGAAUGAGUCUUUCAUAGUUGUCCGCCCACCACCGUCGAAGUCCAAUCAUCCCCUCAACCUCCAAGUUCAGCUCGUACCCCCAAGUAACAAGGAUAAAGAGGGCCGGUCCAGUCGACCGAGCAGUCGACAUUCGAUGGACUCUACCGUCGACAGUGAAGUCUCGCUUUCACGAACACCCUCCAAUCGAUCUGAAGCAUCACUGUACUCAUCCUACUCCUCUACCGGCUCCCUUUCGACGCUGGGUUCGACAUCCUCAACAUCUUCCGGCCGCCGCAUGAUUAUCCCACUUUACAACCUCCAGGCACACAACGUGAUGCAGAACGUGAUCGUGGACGCAGGAACCGAUGCGAAGAUCGCAAAGUUCAUGAAGCGUGGGUUGGAGGUGAUCGGCCUUGCAGUGCUUGAGCCGAUCGAGGUGUGGAGCGGGGGUUCGCUCGACAACGACGGGCGACCGCGGAUGAGCCUCGACUAUGCUCAGGGGCUUCUUCCCCCAGGAUCGAAUACGCCGACGUCGUCGUCCGCCGCGUCGCUCGCUUCGGAGAGCACGCAUGAUCCCCCCGCACCAGUGCCUAUUCCCGCACCAGUGGCGACACCGGCAUCGAUUAGCUCGUCGAGCGGGCGACCCGGCACGCCGCGCAAGUUUUUCGGCAAGCUGUUCAGCGGCAAGAAGAAGGACACGUCGUCCGUCGGCGGGCCCACUCCGCCGGUCACCCCGACAUCACCCAUCCCGCAGCUUUCGAUGGAUCCGAGGGUCUCGAAGCGCUCGUCCCUCCUCUCCGCCCACGGGCACCCCGUCCUCCCCAGCGUAUCACCAGAGUUCCCGCUGCAGCCGCCCGUGCUGGGGAUCCAGCCGACGCUCCGGUCGCCUGUGGUGCCCCCGCGCGGCCGGCCGUACAAGUACGUGUGGGUCGUGCGGAAGUGGCUCAAGGGCGAGCCGGAGAGCAUGCUCGGCGGGAUGCGUGAUCGGUUUGAUGUAGUGCGCUCGUCGACGCUCGCGCCCUCCGGCGGGAUCGAGGCGAAUGUGGAGGUGCGGCUCGAGUGGACUCGGGGGAAGAAGCGCGCUGGGGAGGGCGAGCGGCUCGUACGGAAAGGGAGCAGACGGAGGAGCGUCGGUGCGGGCUCGUCCGCGAUGCCGUCGUUGCAGCAGCCGCAGACGCCGGUCACGCCGAUCACACCGGUGACUGCAGGCUUUGUCCCGUCGCGGAAGAACCGGACGCGCUCACCAGGCGACGGGGGCCCUGGGGGCCGUCGGUCGAUGGACUCGGUGCGCUCAGUAUCGCCCGGGCCUGCGGCGAGCAUCACGACGGGCGAGUCGAAUACUCAGGAGAACCCAGAGGACGACGGGGAGGAGUCGGAUCCAGAAGACUCGGAGACGCCAUGGACGUGCACGCUCGUCGUCCGGCGACUGCACCCGAUCGUGAACCCUCAGACCCCGACGCCCCGCUCACCGCUUGCGGAUGAGCCCGCACAACCUCAGAGUCUACGUGUGAAGGUCGCCGCAGUCGUGCCGACGCCGCACCACCCAAAGGUCGUCGCGCUCCUGAAGGUGCCGUUCCCGCUGCCGGACGUGGAGAUCGAGCACGUCGCGGUGCGGCGGCGAAUUGUGACGCCCGCGGGCCUCUCGCGGCCCGCGCCUGACGCAGUGCCAGAGUCCGCAGGGAGCGGGAGCGGUCAGAAGAAGUUCUGGUCGGCCUCCGGUAAGGAAAACGGCAGCGGGAGAGCGGAGGCGGGACGCGCGUCCGGGAUAGUGUUGACGGCGGAGGAGCUCAAGGACGUCGUGUCGUGUACGGGCCUCUGGCUGGUCGUCCGAGAAGGCUUUGGUGGUGUCGGGAAGGAGAGGCGGAAAGGCGAUGGCUGGAGGCUGCGCGGAUGAGCGCGGCGUAUGAGGUUAUGCAAGGGCCGAUUGCGGACUAAGCAAAGGCGCGCUUGCCUGAUGAUGCGCAUCUAUAUCGCGGUGUAAGGUGGAAGGGUCUCUGCGCUGUAUGUUACCCAUUCGGUUUUCUUGCAGGUGAUACCAUACCAUAGUAAUAGUUGGAAUCUGGUUUCUUCGUUCACAGUCCCAGUGCAAUGUCAUUGUCCACGACAGUUUGAUCAUAUCCAAUACCACAUGCUCACGCAAACGGAGCAGCAUUCUCUUCGGCUU